AUGUCGAGCCGUAUAGAUUAUAUAAUUUCACCAUGGGAAGCCGAAGCAUAUGUACAAAAUUUACAAAUUUCACAACUUGAAGAUAUAGCUACGAAAGGAUGGUAUGAAUUUCAUAAAAGAUUAAUGUUAUUAAAUCAACAAAGCGUUUUAGAAAUUAAUGCUUUAAGAGAGGAGAGCAUCAAGGAAUUGUUCGUUUCUUACAAAAAGAUACCGAUUCUUAUAUACGAAGCUAUUCAAAUAGGAAUAUGGAAGCACAAAGUAUUUCCCCUUUUGCUAAAUAUAAAUACAGAGCCACAAAAUACAUUUAUGCUUUUUUCCAUAUUCUAUCAUGAAAACAUGUGUGUUUCCUUACUGGAAAAUGUGCUGUUUCACUGUGAAAGUGCAGAAACCAUUGAUGAUACAGUUCUUGAUCUUGUUGAUUAUACAGUUAAAUGCGUUUCCAUACUCCUAGAUAUAGAAGAUAUCGAAGUUUUCGAGAACGUAAAAAAUCCUAAUUCAUGCCUGGAAGAAAUAUUAGAAAGAAAAAAAGAACUUGAAUUUGAUAUUGGUGUGCGAUGCAUUUCAAUUCUCCGUUAUUUGGCAGAAUUCUCAGACGCUUUGCCACUUUGUGUUUUAUCCCGAAUGUUAUCUACGCACGAUGUACCCUAUCUUCUUGUUCAACUCAUUGAAAGUCACCCGUGGGCGAAAAAAAAUGCUGACGAUGAGGAUAUGAUAUAUGAUGGUGGCUGGAAGAAAGUAAAGUUAAAUGAAGAAGGAAAAAUUUCUAAAAUAGAGGGACAAGUUUGGAUCGGUUUACGAGAAUUAUUACUUAAUCCCAAGUGCGCGCCGUACUACGAAAUUACAGAUUUUAGAAUGUCUCAUUUGUUGAAGCUGCAGAAACAUUUACACGAAACUGUGUUGGAUCAAAUUUCUCCUUUACUGGAAUUGAAAAGAUGGUUAAGUUACUUGAGUGUAUCAUCAUCCCAGUCUAAAGCACCUCGGGCAUUAAAUGUUGAACUUAUACCACAGAUAAAAUUAUCAAUUAUGGAAAAGUAUCAUAAGAAAUGGAAAAAAUUAGCAAAACAUCAAUCAAAGUACAUAUUCACAACGGAUAAGGAAGAUGUUAAGAAUGCAGCACAAAUUUUAAGCGAUGCAUACGAUCUGGAUAAAUUAGACUGUAUCGAAACUAAAGAAUGUUUUUUAUGUCAGGAAACAGCACAAAAACGUUGCUCUAAAUGUAAAGGAGCUUGGUACUGUGGAAGAGAAUGUCAAGUGAAAGACUGGGCGAACCACAAAAUCAUAUGUGAUAAAAUAACAAAAAGUGAAGAAUGCAAACAGAAGGAUUAA
Messenger RNA from Dufourea novaeangliae, 1326 nucleotides. It is a transcript of the gene Zmynd10, whose product is annotated as zinc finger MYND domain-containing protein 10. NCBI's taxonomy places the organism in Eukaryota, Metazoa, Arthropoda, Insecta, Hymenoptera, Halictidae. The record is from RefSeq and is a predicted model, not a curated record. The transcript is spliced from 8 exons. Bases 1 to 1326 code for a protein of 441 amino acids. Gene Ontology annotation, biological process: motile cilium assembly; outer dynein arm assembly; inner dynein arm assembly. Gene Ontology annotation, cellular component: centriolar satellite; cytoplasm.